AUGGCGGACGUGCCGGAUCUCUACGAGGCCGGGGGCAAGGACGUCGCCGUGGCUGAGGAUGGGGACGACAGCAUUCGCGAGCCUAAAGAAAAAGCGAACAAACGGCAGGGUCGUGGCUUUGGCUCCGAAGAAGGGUCCCCAGCCUGGGCGCGUGAGGAUCACGACGGCGAGGAGCAGGAGGGCGAUGGACCCGGACCACGACGCUCCGUCGAAGACUGGAUUCUCCGUGUCCCCGGAGUCCACGAGGAAGCCACUGAAGAAGACAUCCAGGACAAAGUCGCAGAAGACGGGGCAAUACAGACACCCACCCCAGUCAGGAAGGAAAGGCAGAAGGGGAAGGCGCUGUCAGGGACGCAUCGCUGCACGCAGCGCAGGGCUGGGGAAAGACCAGUCUGUGCUGCAGACGCCGGCCCAGGCCGGGCGGGGAUGCGCGUCGCCUGUCGCUGCUGCCGCAAGCGGGCGCACGAGAGUAUGAUCUUGCGGUCGAGAAGCGUAAAUUGGCGAAGAGAUCAGCUUGCAGGUGUGCGUGUGAGCGUCACUGGGGGCCUUGGGGACCGUGCUGGCGGAGCAUCUGCAUUGGUGACGCAGCCGCUGUCUCCGCGCCACUCCGUGCAGAGUGAGACAUACGUGCGUGCGGGCUCCGAGGGGGUGACGGGCACAGGACGUGUGGCGCAUUCGCUUGAGAGUGGGGCUGACGCAGCCGGGCCCUGUGUCCGUAACUGUGACGCAGGGGUGUUCUGGAGGCUUUGGGGCUGGUGGCGCCCGGAGCGUGAGAGCGUCUGCGAGGCGGGAAGCGGCCGGCGGUGUCUCCGGGACUCUGCUCCGUGGGCCGAGCGGAACCUGCCAAGAAAAGUGGCUGCGCGGGGACGUAAGAGCCCGAAUCCGGUGGCGAAAAUGAUCCACAAGAAAGAUAAAGACAGUCACGAGGGGGCAGUUUUGCAGGCAGAAGGGCCGUGCGUGCAGGCCACCUGCGUGACAGGAGGAGGUGGCGUCGGUGUCCCUUCUGCUUCCUCUGCCUUCGUCUUCCAACCAUGUGGUUCCUGCGUGGGAGCAGUGGCCCCAGUGGGAUGUGAGAGCCAGGACCUUGUCGUGAAUGUCAUCAACAAAAAGGGCACAGACAUAGCCAUGAGGUCAGCUGUCCUUCAGAAAAAGCAUCCUGAGGAGAAAUAA
Molecule: messenger RNA, 1170 nt
Organism: Propithecus coquereli (Coquerel's sifaka)
Lineage: Eukaryota; Metazoa; Chordata; Mammalia; Primates; Indriidae
Exons: 5
Coding region: 1-1170 (389 amino acids)
Biological process (GO): RNA splicing
Cellular component (GO): exon-exon junction complex; cytoplasm; nucleus
Molecular function (GO): mRNA binding
Source: RefSeq, a predicted model, not a curated record